Messenger RNA from Geodia barretti, 1460 nucleotides. The record is from the annotation of a GenBank genome assembly. Lineage: Eukaryota; Metazoa; Porifera; Demospongiae; Tetractinellida; Geodiidae.
CCUUUAUUGUGAAUACACAUAUCACAGUCAUACAAGUGUCACAUUACAAUCACGACACGCAAUAUAAGCAGGACAAGACAGAACAAAGGCUAUGAAACUGCUAGGGACUCCAGUUGUGCUAAAAGAUACUGAAUGUCUGUAGUCACUUUCUUCCUGGCAGACCUGAUCUGCUGCAGGCCAAAAGUCUGAGUUGAGUCCAGUGCCAGUAACUGGCUCAUGAGGCUCUCCUCUAAGAAGAUGUACCUCUUCGAUCCAACCUCCCCAGAGAAUGAGACAACUUCUUUUUCAAGACUCUCCACUUGAGCAGCAAUGUCUCUGAUUCUCAUCAACUGGGCUUCCACCUCUGCCUGCGGCCUCUCCUCACACUGUUCCUCUUGUUCAGCAGUCAUCUCUUGUUCCGCAGGUUGCUUCUCCUGUUCACUGCUCUUCAAAGAUUCAUGAACUCCAGGCUCCUCUGGGGCCGCAGGCUCCAGUGACAGGCCCUCUAGUUUGGGGUAUUCCACAUGGACUCCAGACGAUGAAAGAGGAGAAGUGGUGUUAGAAACUUGCGCUAGCUGCUCGGUGUCAGCAGGUUUAGUUACACCUGAUGAAUGACGGGGUUUUUGGUGGGAGUGACGGGGCUUGGGGCUACGGUUCACAGGUCUGAAGAAAUCAGAGUUCCAGUUGGUGGAAGACACGGGAAAGGGAGAGAAGAAGUUAGGUUCUGGGUCGGCUAGAGCCCAGGGGCGGCAGGUGCUCGAGAGACGAGGGUCGUGCCAGGUAGUCAGACGGUUUGGGUGGUUGACAAAGAACGGCCAUCCACUGACGGGGUCCAUUUUCAUCUCCCAGUUUGGAGGUAACGCUGCUCGAGGUGUUUGCUGACAGUUAGACCAAGUGCUUGCUAUCAUAGUCCACCAGCCCAGAUUUUAUAGAGCCAUCCCCUACCACGCAAGAUACUUCUACGACUCGCUACACUUAUCCAGAAGAGGCACGAGAACGUAGUAUCGAGAAUUGUCUUGAAUAUUCGGUGUUAACUUUUAGCGUAUGCGCGUCGAAGGUGGGCGGUGCUAUAAUGGAAGGCGGGCAAGUGGAGGGAGGUGAGACGGAGCUCCUGCUGUCCUCAGAGAGGCUCAGCAGCGACUCUCCUGUCAUGUGGCCAGACCAGCAGCACUUCUUUGGAGACUUCAAUCCUCUACAUCUCUCCCCUGCUCCUCCUGACUGGCUCCUUGAUGUUACCAGGGACGACAUGGCUUCCAUCAAUGAACUGGCUUGUCUGACUCCGGCUCAGCUGAUGGAGAAGAUAAGAGGACUUCAGAAUCUUGCCUACCAACUGGGUGUCGAAGAAGCACGUCAGAUGAGUCGAGGAAGACACCUGAAUGUUCUCCAUGGUCCAGUCAGACAUGUAUCUGGACCUCCUGACUGGACCUCACAACACCAGUGAACUGUCAUGACAUCAUCUCAAACCCAUUGUGUACUGUAUG